GUAUCCACUGCAUAGAAACCAAUAACAACAAUCUUGAAUCCUUUAGCGGCAAAAACAAAAGGAAGGGAUUAGCAAUAACUCCGUUACUAAUAUUUAGCCUUCGAGAUGGCCACUGGUGACCUGAAGGGAUGUCUCAGAAAACUGGAAGCGUCUCUUCGGUCUCUGAAGUAUCCCAGAGAUGUGGAUUAUCAAAGAUUGGCUGUUGGAGAUCCAUCAGCGUGUCUUCCUAUUGUAAGCUUUGCCUUCACGUCCUUUUCCCCCUCACUCACAGAGUACCUGGUCGAUUUUGGCGUGGAACUAACCGGAAUGAAUGAUUUGCGAUUUAUUGAGAAUGUGUACAAGGUCUUGCGGGAUGUUUUCAGCUAUAAACCACUGUUGACCAAACAGCAGUUCCUUCAGUUUGGGUUUGCAGAGAGGAAAGUGAGCAUUCUCUGUGAUGUCAUUGGCCUUGUUCUCAGCAAACACAAAGAACUCACUAAAAAUAGCAAGCAUCUGAGUAAGCCAAAGAAAAGGCCUGUAUUGAAGAGCUGUGUUAAAAAUGAAAUUCCCUCUGAUGACAGUAACUCACAGGAAUUAACAGCCCUGAUGAUGCCUCUGAAGCAGCCACUGGUAGAAAGGCAUCUUGGCGGCAGCUCGGCAGCAGCUCAAAUCAGACACUCCUCAGCUGAACAUCCACAGCAGGAAGAGGAAUCAGAAAAGGAGUUAGACAGUGAACGGUUAGAGGACUCAUCACAACCUGCUGAAUCCACUGAGUGUGUGUUGGAAAGCCGACUGAGAGUUCUGGAAGAAGGUCUUCUUGAGACUGUUGGCAGACUAGAGCAACGACUGGCUCUCAUGGAGCUCAAGAUACAUGCUCUGGAAAAAAGCUUGGCUGGCAAGAUCAUCAUCGAGAGCAACCAGUGGGAGAACUUGGAGAGUCGCGUGCUGCUGCUGGAAACCAGGCUGGCGUUGACCUCAGCACAGGGUCUAACAUCAGGAGAUGGAAUCCUCAGCACACAAAACAAUGAAUUCAAAGAGGAUACAGUAUCUGCAAAUGGCUCUUCCGCUGUGAUUCAAACAUCACUUGAUGACAAUGACAAUGGGAACAUAGCCAGUCCUUUACCAACAGCUUCACAGAGUUUUAAAGAAAGGCUGGACAGAAUAGUUUAUAUGAUGAAGGAUACAUCUGACAUUCUACAAAAUGUAGAGCCAACAAUGUAAAUCCGAUCAGAGUUUAAAAUCAAUUGAUAUUCUGUCAAUAUUUACUCACCUUCACUUUAUUCCAGACCUGUGUGCUGUUAGUGUGCUGUGUGUUUGUUUAGCUCUAUAAAAACCAUGUAGCCACUAUGCAUAAUAUGCUGCAUAUAUUAAAGGUUUACACACAUAUCCCGUUUUUCAAACAAAGAAUGUGGUCAACCAAAAAGUUGUAUCUUGCUGAAGAUCAAAUAUGGCAAUUUUUUUGCCAAUUUUUGCCAAUUUCAUCAAUUAUUUUUGACAAUUUGAUCAAAUGUGGCAAAUUUGAUGUUACUUUUUGGUCGGACUUCAAUGACAUCAUCAGUCAUCACUGUUUCUCCUAUGUCACGUGACAAAAUAUAAUCAGUUGCACGUGUGGCAGUUUCUGUUUGCCAAGUAGGUGAUUUUCGCUGGAAAAAAGCUACAUUUCCGUUUGUUUGGCUAUUUUUUUUAUUUAAUUUUUUUAAAGCAUAUUUGUAGAAAAGUGUAAGUUUUGCCGGUUUUGGAGCUUGACGUGGUCAUUAUUAACAAAGAAAAAGGCCUGAAUGAAGUUUUUUACUGGAUAAAUACAGCGACAUACAAUACUGGAAUGACACUGGGGUGAGUAAAUUUUAUAGUUUUGUUAGGUGGUGAACUGUUUUUCGCUUUAAAAUACCUUUAAACCGAUCCUCGGUUUGCAUUGACCAAUAUUUCGUGUAUUGACAUUCAGGAAUGAAUUGACAUGUAUUCUAGUCAUCUGGGUGGCCUCUAGAUGUCACUGCUACCCAAGUAAAACUCUAAAACCUAAUGUUAAGUUAGUUUACGGCGCCCUCUGAGGUCAGCUUUAUGUAUUACGUCCUUUACGUCAGCCCAUUGUCAUCCAACAACAUUUAUCUUUUAUGUGAAUAUGAAGUAGCAUUAUAUGACGAUGUGCCUUAAUUUUGUGACUUUUUUUUUUAAAUACGCACUGUGAAAAAGAGGAAUAAAGUCGGAAUGUAUGAAGUUUAA
Molecule: messenger RNA, 2199 nt
Organism: Danio rerio (zebrafish)
Lineage: Eukaryota; Metazoa; Chordata; Actinopteri; Cypriniformes; Danionidae
Gene: cep44
Product: centrosomal protein 44
Cellular component (GO): spindle pole; centriole; midbody
Source: RefSeq, marked validated